Messenger RNA from Colius striatus (speckled mousebird), 1529 nucleotides. It is a transcript of the gene MAP1LC3A, whose product is annotated as microtubule associated protein 1 light chain 3 alpha. Gene Ontology annotation, molecular function: ubiquitin protein ligase binding. The transcript is spliced from 4 exons. Gene Ontology annotation, cellular component: cytosol; autophagosome membrane; autophagosome. The record is from RefSeq and is a predicted model, not a curated record. The coding region runs from base 59 to 424 and encodes 121 amino acids. Lineage: Eukaryota; Metazoa; Chordata; Aves; Coliiformes; Coliidae. Gene Ontology annotation, biological process: autophagy of mitochondrion; macroautophagy; cellular response to nitrogen starvation.
AGCGCAGGCCGCGCCGCCAGACGGAGCCGCCGCGCCCGGCCCCGCCGCCCUGGCCGCCAUGCCCUCGGACCGGCCCUUCAAGCAGCGCCGCCCCUUCGCGGAUCGUUGUAAGGAAGUGCAGCAGAUCCGAGAGCAGCACCCAAACAAGAUCCCGGUCAUCAUCGAGCGCUAUAAAGGGGAGAAGCAGCUGCCAGUGCUGGACAAGACCAAGUUCCUUGUCCCAGACCAUGUCAACAUGAGUGAAUUGGUCAAAAUAAUCCGGCGUCGCUUGCAGCUGAAUCCCACGCAGGCGUUCUUCCUGCUGGUCAACCAGCACAGCAUGGUGAGCGUGUCCACCCCCAUCUCAGAGAUCUACGAGCAGGAGAAGGACGAGGAUGGCUUCCUCUACAUGGUCUAUGCUUCCCAGGAGACCUUUGGCUACUGAGGCCUGCCGAGAGGUGUCACGUGGAGACAGAUGAACUGUGGCGUGCAGGCCCUUGGCCUUGGAAGAUGACACAAACCAGAGGCUCACGAGAGGGGGGCUGCGCUGACUCCCUUUCCCUCCUCCCCUCCCUCCCCUUCCCAUCCCCCUGUCACCAAAGAGGCUCGUGGCAUGUGUUGGACUUGCACGACCCUUCACCUCUGUAUAGAUGAGUCCCCUCACACACCUGCAGACGGCGCCGCGCACACGGGGCCUCGGCCUCCUGUCCCCUGCUGUCUCCCCCUGUCCCCUGCUGUCUCCCCCUGUCCCCUGCUGUCCCCUCCUGUCCCUGCCGUCCCCUCCUGUCCCUGCCAUCCCCUCUGGCUGCUCUCCCUCUGCUCUGCUCCUUUGCAGUUGUGCUGCCACAGCCUUGGGCCCGCGGUGGAGAGAGGCCGGCAGGCUGUGGCCGUGGCGUUUGGCACGGGCAGAGCCGCCUCUCCCCGACACGCUGCCGAAGGGCAGGAGGGCUGCAGCAGCAGCACCCAGGUGUCACCAUUGCUCCCUGUUUUAAUUGGUUUUAAUUACACCCAUAUCAGAUUCUUGGUGCUACUGAGUAGAUGUAGGCGUCUCUGUAGGACUGUGGAUAAUGUCCAUUCUUUAGAUUUACUGGGUUGUGUUGGUUGGUUGGGGGUUUUUUUAGGGAUAGAUUGGAAUGGGGAGAGGGGAUCAUUCCUGUGUUCUGUAGGUAAAUAAAUCAGGCUUCAUUGCACUUUACAGCCUAGUAGGUGUCAGAGUGAAAUGUCCUUUUAAUUUAUAGAGGUUUGCCAUGUGUAGUGCUGCUCCUCUGCUGACAGUUGUACCUGCAUUGUCUCGGUUCCUUUUGUUUUUAAAUGAAAUGGAAUUCCCUUCUCUCUGGCUGCCCAUUGCAUGCAGUUCCUCAGUCCCAGUGUGGCAAAGAGUUCACUCAAGGAAUGUGCUGGUUUCCAUUUGCUAUGUUCCCGUCCUUGUUUCUCAUGUAUUAUACCAAAAAAAAUGUAUAUGAUAACCCCCCACCCAGUUCAAUCUAUACAAAGGUAUCUAUAGAAAAAUAUCUAUAAAAUAAACAUAAAUUCAAGUCAUGUCUCAGGAA